AUGGCGGACGAUCUCGACGCCCUCCGCGCGCUCGAGCGCGAGUUCCUCGCCCGCGGUGAGGCCCCGAGCGCGCGCGUGGUUCGACGCGCCCCGCGAUCGGCGACGGACGAUGACGGCGACGACGCCGACGCGGGCGAUGCGAUGCGCGCGACUUUGGACGCGCGCGACGACGCGACGGCGACGACGACGGCGACGACGACGAGAGACGUGGGCGCGGUGUCGUCGACGGUGAUGCGAGACGUCGUGGAGCGCGCGGUGGGGGGGCGGGACGCGGGGGACGCGGCGGCGGAUGCGCGCGUCGCGGAGCGGAGGCGAGAGAGCGCGAAGACGGGAUUUCCAGAGGUGAAACAUCGAAGUGAGACGAAUUUUGGACGGAAGACGAGUCGGUUCGCGGCGAGAAAGGCGGCGAUGCGGGCGGGGGGGGCGGAGGCGUCCGGGGGGGGGGGAGAUGAGCCGGCGGGACGGGCGCCGACGGCGCGCGCGAGAGCGGACCCGGAGAAGGAAGACGCGAGCAUCAACGAGGAGAACGAGCGCAUUCUGUCGGUGAUGUCGCCGGCGGCGAUAAAAGACGCGCAAGAUGAGCUCGCGGGGAGAUUGAGCGCGAAGACGCUGGAGUUUUUGCGUAAUCGUGGGGUCAAUAAGGCUGAGUCAAAGGGAGCAGUCGCGCAGGCGAAAGGGGCGCCGAAACGGGCGAGAGAGCGAAGUGACGCCGCCGCGGAGGCGUCAGCUCGGACGAAAGCGGUCACUACGGUUGGUGUCGAGCACGUGAGAUUCGCCCUGGACGGCAAGCCUCUUUUGAGCGCGUCGAUGGACGUCUUGACCUCGGCGCUGGACGAUUCGACGCCGACGCCGUUGCCUACGGAACGCGAUCCCUUACGCGCGGGUGAGGGAGUAGACAUCGGUUACACGGUUCAGGAGGCGUGCGCGCUCACUCGUAGUAGCGUGAACACGCAGCGCGUGAUGGGUUUGCAGAUUAUCGGUAAGAUUACGCGUCUCGCGAGAUUAUGGAGUUUCGAGGCGGCAGAUCCUUUACCGCCAGACGAAGACGCUAUGGACGUCAAUGGUGCGCCAAGACUGCCCAACGGCGUCACGUGGGCGAGUGUGUGGGUGUAUAUUACCGUCGAUUGCGCCAUAAUCACGCUCCUUAGGCGAGCAUUGGACGACACACACAUGCAAGCAAACGUCGCGGCUCUUUCGGCGAUUCACGCACUGUGCGGAGGUAUUGGCGUCGGCGGUUCAGACGGAUUAGAAGCUCAACUCGUCGAUGCGAUCGAAAGUUUCGCACCGAUCGAUCCUAGCGAUCUCAUUUAUCUGGCACCGCUGUGGAGGUCUGAACCCGACAGCGCUCCGUGCGGUGGCUCUGGUUUCCAACCCAUCGCGUGGGAGUACGCGGUGGAGGAGAUUCGGCUCACAGAGGAUUCCACAGUCGAGCUCGCGGAGGAACCGGACCAAGUUGAAGAGGGACUCAAUCAAAAGAUGAUGGAAAGGCGACAGGCGACGGAGCAAGCGGCAGAUCCCGUCGCGGCUCUUCUGCGCAUGGGUAUCUUGCAGCGCAUGAGAUAUCUACUCGAGAUGGAGCGAACGCCUCAGGCAGAGGUGCUCGCACUUGAGUUGCUCGCCACCUUUGCGCGACACAGUAAAGCCGCGGCAGCGGCGGUGACUCGAUGCCCGCGCCUUGUACCGACUCUCAUCGCGCGAAUCAAAGAUUCGUGCUCCGGGUCUUCACAAGGCUCUCCCACAGAGCCACCGACGAUUGGUCUGGCACACGUCGUUCGCGUUUUGAGGUUGAUUUCGCAAACUGACGCGGAAAUUGCGAAGGAUCUCGUCAAAGAAGGGGUGCUUAAGAGCGCAAUUCAAGCAGCCAUCACGUUCGGUGGUGUCAGUACGGACACCAAAGGCAACCAGAAGGAGCGUCCUCGCGGGCACGCGGCGAUUAUUUGGAGAGAAACACUCCGCCUCUGGGCGAGUAUUUCGGGAUGGGGACUAAACACGCCUGCGUUUGACGCAGUACACCCUCUGAUUGCGCCGUGGAUGGAAAUUUCCUCCGUCGACAAUGUGCUCGCAAUUGAUGUUUUCGCACUGUUGACGACACUGUCGAAGUCUCUUCCGCUUGAGGGUGGCGCCGACGACGCCGGUCCGCCUGCAGAGAUGGAAAUCGUCGACACGGAGAAGACGCUGUCCUGGAGAUGCGCGACGGCUGCGGCAAAGUGUGCUGAAGCUUGGAUUCUGUCAAAAGAGAGGGAUAACGAGCAUCUCUACACGAUUGCAAAUGCAGGACGUUUCAUCGCCGCGCUCAUUGCGCGAUCGCCGAACGACGCUCAAGCCCUUGUAUCUCGAGUCCUCGGAUCUCCCAACAGCGUUUCAGGCGCCAUGUCGCCUUCGGGCGUUCUGGGCGACGCGUUAUCGCAGCUCGAUUUGCUCACCAUGGAAUGUACCGCUUCUACGGAUUUCAGUGAAUCGAAUAUUCAGCUGUCUGCGUGGGGUUCGGUCCUGCACAGCAUUCUUCUCCUCACAAUUGUCUCGCCCAAUGUUUGGGCUGAACAAGGCGUAACAACGUUGGCGUCACAUAUCGUGAAAAAGUUCGGGACGAUGCGCGGUAGACCGAACCCACGCAAAAGAAGUAGUGUCGACGAUUCAAUUCGUCGCUCUAGUGGCGACGUACGCUUUUCUUUUGACUUGACAUCCGAGCGUCGUCGUUCGGUGUCCGAAAUAGGCCUUCCAACGGGUGAUUUCAAUGAAGAUGAAACUCCGACUACUUGGAUGGGUAAGCAACCCAUCGUUGCUGCUUCAAAGCUCGCGCUACAGCGUGCCGUCGUUGUUGCCAUGGAAAUAUUGGACAAGGCCUUCUUGCAGUGCAGCGCUUCAGCAGGCGGAAAAUCUCAAAGUCCAUCCAGGCUCGGAAGUCCAUCCAGAAUGUCUGGAGGCGAGGACAAGACCGACUUGCAGUGUGACGUGGCUGCGACAGUAGAUGCCGCUCUAGGACUCAUCGCAUCUUUACCUCCCGGAUCAGGUGUGAUAGCUUCGCAGGCUCUUAGCGCAGGGAUUUACUCGGUCAGAGUCUUAGCACCACUGCUUCGCAAGACGAAAAACGCUCUUGCCGACGCCGAGUCAGUCAUACAGAACUCCGAUGAAGACGAAAGACAACGACUCGCGAUUCGAGAAACGGGUGUGGUCCUCGCUGCGGCGUCGGUGGCACUCGUACCACCGGCUGAAAUCACUCGCGAAGCUCUCUUGGGAGGAUUUGCUAUGGAAAUGACCACGCCUGCGGAGGCCAAGGCAAUGUCUUCGCCGGGUGCGUGCGUCCCGGUGGGAUCACUGCUGCCGGCACAUCCGCUAUGGUAUCUGGCGCCGUGUUCUCCUCGAACGACUAUCCAGGGCUGGGGUACCGCUGGCGUCGCCUGCUCUCUGUCCCUUUUGAUGGGUAUGGAGCUCGCGAAGGUCCCACGAGUGCGCGCGAUUCGACCCGCAUUGAAGAUGAGCGCUAUCGGCGCGGUGUACACGCAAGGACCAAACGUGUGGCGAGACCCUGCCGUGAGCGCCCCGCUCGGGCUGCUCACAGACUUGUACUGGCGCCGCAUGGUGAAGAACUACAUUCAAUCGUAUCAUCAAGGCGUCCGAGGAUACAGUAUGGACCUCGGGUCGUUUGCGUCGGAAGGCGUUGGCGGCUUGAACGAUCCGCUGAGUGAAGCGCGAGGUACAGGCGAUGCAGCCGCAGCUGCGGCCAUUGUGAAUGCGUUUGCGGCUGAAAGCUUCGGUGAUGUACUGUUUGCAAGACACUGUGCGAUGUGGCUCCGCGUCCGUGUCUCGCCGAAAGCGCGUGCGGCUGCUUGGAUCGCGUUGAGCGAAGGCAUGGCGCUUCAUCUCAUGCCGUGCACAAACGCAAUGGUACCUCCUGCGGCGGCGUACGUCUUCUUCCCUCCAGGUGGCGAACCGGACCCGACGAUGCGCGAAAUUUACAUCAAGAGCAUCGAGUCAGGCUCUCUCGAUAAGGCGCUGAGCGGAUGGGCCGGUGAGACAUACCCGACUGAAGGGAAAAGCUCGCCACCGAUCACCGCGGCGCUCGCCAUUCACGCUCUCGCGCAUGUUAUUCUCUCUCCUGGCCAGGGUGCGGAUAUGGCUGUCGAGACGCUGCAACGCAUCCUGAAUAGACCGAAUACAUCGGUCGUGCUUCGCGCGCUCAUGCACACGCCUUUGACGAUCAAGCGCCGUCCGUCGUUUGCAUGCACGUCUGUCGGCGCUCACAAGACACCGUUCGGCAACGGUUUCGUGUACGGAAAACGUGGUCAAGACAUAGAUAUCCCACCGAGACGUACGCUUCUUCUUGACGUGUGCGGUAGUAACAGAGUACUCAUCGCAAAGGUUGAAAACGCGUUCGUUGAGGCCGGAUUGAUGAACAGUGAUGCCAUCUCCGCCUUGACGGCGACGCUUUCUUCGAGUGCAAAAAUUACCGAAACGAGCGGCUUCUACAAGCCGUCGUCUUAA
Messenger RNA from Ostreococcus tauri, 4482 nucleotides. RefSeq names its product Armadillo-like helical. The transcript has a single exon. The coding region runs from base 1 to 4482 and encodes 1493 amino acids. NCBI's taxonomy places the organism in Eukaryota, Viridiplantae, Chlorophyta, Mamiellophyceae, Mamiellales, Bathycoccaceae. The record is from RefSeq and is a predicted model, not a curated record.